UAUUCUCUAUGGUCGGUUGGAAGCAAGAAAUGUUUGUUUAUUUUUUCGCCUCGUUUUUCUUUUUGUAAAAUACCCGAAAAACUGCAAAAUUCCCCGCUAAAGUAUAUGAUAGGAAUAAUCUCGUUAAAGUAUCAGGACUGCGGAGUCAACUUUUUUUUUUAAUGUAUUUUAUAAUUUCUAAAACUAUUUGUAGAAAAAGCGACCCUUACUUCAUUUCACGAAAAUUUCCUUUUCAAAAUGUGCUGUUCAAGAUGAGGAUUAAUGGGCAACUAAUUUAAUAAAAAAUCAUCAAAAUGUUUGAUAAUUACUCUUUCCAAUCAAGAUCGAGAUGCUACCGAAACGGAGAAAUCGAAGAUGAACUAAAAGAUCUCUUCAAUAAAAAGUUUCAGUUUAGAUUUGAUAACAACUGGAAGUUACCAGAUCGUAAUCUAUGGUUUUCUGCUCCACCAUGGAAGGUAAAAGAGUUGGAAAUUUUAAAAAGCCGUUUGAAUUUCCACAAGAGCCAGUUGAAUGAUUUUAACAUUGAAGAAUGGAGUAGUCACACUAGACGAAGGAAUCCUGCCGGUGAAGUAUGUUGGAAAAUCAAGUGUGUCAUAAAUCCAGAGUUCCUUACACAAGCGUGGACAAAAUUUUACGAAUGUGCCUCUACAUACAGUAUAAUACCAGAAAUGGCAUUAGCAGAACAAAAAAUGGUGUCACUUCACUUAUGUGAAGCUCCAGGCGCAUUCAUAACGUCAUUGAAUCACUUCUUAAAGUUAAACUAUCCCAACGUGAAUUGGAAAUGGGUAGCAAAUACCUUAAAUCCAUAUUAUGAAGGAAAUUCACCAUCCAGCAUGAUUAGUGAUGACCGGUUCAUGUUUCACACACUGAAUAAUUGGGAUUUUGGUAUAGACAACACUGGAAACCUUAUGGACUGGGAAAAUUCACAAGCCACAGUGAGAAAAGCAACAUCCUUAGGGAAGGUGCAGUUGGUGACUGCUGAUGGUUCCAUAGACUGCAUGCAGAGACCUGAUGCACAGGAAGAAGUCACUUCUCCUCUGCACUACUGUGAAAUUGUCACUGCCCUACAGGCUUUGGCUCCUGGGGGGACACUUAUUUUCAAGCUCUUUACAAUAUUUGAGCAUUUCACUGUGAACCUACUCUAUUUAAUCAAUCAUCUGUUUGGUGAAGUCAAUAUUUAUAAACCAGUCACAUCACGGCAGGGCAACUCAGAAGUCUAUGCUGUUUGUCUUAAAUACAAAGGAAUAGCAGAUUUGGAGACAUACAUACCAAUUCUUAAAACUGCUUAUGGAACAGAGUUUUAUGGAAAUAAUUCACUCUUUCGACAAGACUCAAUACCAGAAAGUUUUUUUAAACAAAUAGAGGAAUGUGCUGGUUAUUUCUGCUCAAUACAGUGCCAAGUAAUUAACAAUAAUUUACAAGCUUAUCUCAUGCAAAAGAAUAUUGCUCUUCAUAGAGACAUCAAGCAGAUAAGAACACUCGUUGCAACAGAGUUUAUUUGGCAGUACGGUUUGAAACCAUUGGAAAAUGAACAAGAGAUAUUGAAAGGAGCUCUCCAUGAAGAGAACAAGGUUAACAUGAACCCCAGAUAUCACCGUGGCUCAUACACGGAGAGGCAACUGUAUACAAAGCUAUCUCUUAAAGAGAAAUCAAGAAACUUGACCUCUUUCUUACAGACUGAAAUUUUGUCAAAUCCUUUAAUCUUGAUCAACGAACAAGUUAAAUGGUUCACAUUUUAUGACAAAGAUUUGAGUUUAAAUUUAGUUUUUACUUAUGGGCUUCCACUGCAAAAAAUCAACAGUUCCAAAUUCAUAUUUGUGCCAAUAUUCAGGUUGUUUCAACAGAUCAUGGCAGAAGAUGAGUUUAAGGAAAUUAUCUUUAGCAAAGGUAUUAACUCAUCUAAAGUAAAAUUGAAUGAUGUAGACAUGAAAUCCCAUAGAGUGCUGGUGCUUCCAGAAUUUGAUCAUUCAGAAUGCUAUAGUUUAUUUGAAAAAAGAUGUUUCCAAUCGAUCAUUAGUAAUUUGAAACUAUUAUCAGUCGGUGAAUCCCUGGUACUUCAGAAUUUCAAUCUGUUGACUCACUUUAAUGUUAGUGUCUUAUAUAUUAUGUCCAGGAAAUGUUUUGAAAAGAUUGGAUUUACUUCUAGUGAUAGUAUUGUUUUGUGUAAUUUUAUGGACAAAGCGUCAUUGUCAUAUUUCGAUGUUAUACAAAUUGAGUAUGGCAACUUGCAGAACAAUGACAAAAAAGAUAUUUUAAAUGUUCUCCCUGUUCAAACAACUAAUGUUGGUGAUUUUUUUAAUAAUAUUGUAUUUUAUAAUAAUACUUUCUACAGGAACAAAUGUACCGAAUAUCUAGUCACUAUAGAGCAAAGUGUUUGAAUUCUUGUCCUUGUUAUGAAAUUUAAGAGUAGAUGUUGACAAAUUGUCUAAUUGUUGGAUAAUGCAUUUAAUAGAAUCGGACCUGGGUUACUCAGGGAAGUGUUUCUGCUACUCUUCAAGUUCAUUUUCAUGUUAAUUCAAUGAAAUAAAAGGGAUUGAACCAUGCCAAAAGGAUAAUUUGGCAUUAGGCAAU
This is a messenger RNA of Diatraea saccharalis (sugarcane borer), 2571 nucleotides long. NCBI's taxonomy places the organism in Eukaryota, Metazoa, Arthropoda, Insecta, Lepidoptera, Crambidae. The record is from the annotation of a GenBank genome assembly.